CACAUGUCCAACAAUCCCCGAUUCUACAAAACCCUACCGAAAUCGAACUCUCCCCCGAAAGUAUCGUGAGCCUAAGUAAAGGAACCCCAUAGAAAUACAUUAUGGCUCGAUUAUCGUCGGCGUCACCAUUUACCGCCGGCGGCGCAUCCCCCGAGAAGGGCGCAGCCGAGCUGAACCAACUCCUGCGACGACUCGACCACGCGAUCCUCCAUGCCGAUCAGAGCCGCGAGCGCAGGUUACGGGCUAGCGAAUUUGAGCGAGCGAGAUUGAAUUCGAACCUUGAAUAUGCCCGAAGUCUUCUUACCAGAGUAGAGCAGGAGGCACUGCACGUCAAGCUACUCUCCCGGAGACAGGAUAUGCAGGUCGACCUGAACCGUAAACGCGAACUUCUCGAAAGGCUGGUGGACAGGAUGCAUGAUCUUGAACAGUUACACGAGGAUGAGGAUGACAACAGUUCAGAUGGAGAGGACGUCCUGGCCGAUAUCAUUCCCACACCGAGCGAGAGCAUGGACUCGCGAUCAACAGACAUACCCACAGACAACACCCCCGAAGACGACGACGAUGAACCAGAAAUACCUGACCUGCCUCCACCAGUCACAGCUGUUCUCAGAGAACCGUCAGAGGCGCCAUCGGCGCCAGCACGAUCAGCAACAGAACCAUCACCUGCGCCGCAAACACACACGACCCCCGACGCGGGCACGACGACAACGCAGACCCUCCGCUCCCGCGGCCCAGCAGCCCGCCCAGACUCGCCCUCCGCGACAACGACAGCCACAGCCCGCGCAGCCCUCUUCGCCUCCCGCCGCUCCAACACCAUGAAAUCAUCGGCCUCCGGACCCGCGUCGUCGACGGCGACGGCCGAGGCGAUCCUGGACCACCAGCGCGCGGAACAGGACGCGCUCUCCGAGUCGAUCCUCAAGAUGGCCAGCGCGCUCAAGGCCAGCUCGCAGAAGUUCUCGAGCACCCUCGAGCAGGACAAGGGCGUGGUGUCGCGGGCGGCGGACGGGAUGGAUAAGACGGAGAGAUCGAUGGACGCCGCGAGCCGGCGAAUGGGCACGCUGCGGAAGAUGACGGAGGGGAAAGGGUGGUGGGGGCGGAUGAUUUUGUAUGCCUGGGUGUACGGGCUCAUGGUGGCCUUGAUCCUCUUGGUGUUUGUAAUGCCCAAGCUGAGAUUUUGAGGCAUGAGGUGCGGUAGGUAUGAAAAGGCCUAGCACUUGUUUUGCGAAGAUUCAGAACGUUUUUGGCAACAUGUCUACAGGGGCGUUUGGAUAACAAAGGGGGCUCCUUCUCUGAAUCGGGUACGAGGGGGGCAUAGCAUAAGCGGCACUACCAAAUGCAAAGAUGAUUCUGCUU
This is a messenger RNA of Colletotrichum acutatum, 1353 nucleotides long. RefSeq lists its product as uncharacterized. The record is from RefSeq and is a predicted model, not a curated record. Gene Ontology annotation, molecular function: SNAP receptor activity. Gene Ontology annotation, biological process: retrograde vesicle-mediated transport, Golgi to endoplasmic reticulum. The transcript has 3 exons. Gene Ontology annotation, cellular component: SNARE complex; endoplasmic reticulum. Bases 102 to 1178 code for a protein of 358 amino acids. Lineage: Eukaryota; Fungi; Ascomycota; Sordariomycetes; Glomerellales; Glomerellaceae.